Molecule: messenger RNA, 12243 nt
Organism: Leptopilina heterotoma
Lineage: Eukaryota; Metazoa; Arthropoda; Insecta; Hymenoptera; Figitidae
Gene: Dhc36C
Product: dynein axonemal heavy chain 7
Exons: 36
Coding region: 203-12172 (3989 amino acids)
Biological process (GO): microtubule-based movement
Cellular component (GO): dynein complex
Molecular function (GO): dynein intermediate chain binding; dynein light intermediate chain binding; ATP binding
Source: RefSeq, a predicted model, not a curated record
GACAGUUCGUAAAAUGUGGAAAAUAAUAAAAGCGUAAAAUUUUGAAAUUCUGCACAGAAUUUAAUUAUUUAAUUCUAAAAUUAUUAUGAAGAAUAAAGUCUAAACAAAAAAGAUUAAUAAAAAUAGUGUCAAAUAUGCUAAGCAAUAUUUUCGGUUUACAUUUAGAAAAAUGAUUUUCUAACCUCACAUUUCCUCUUGAAUUAUGUUGUCAACAAAAAAAGAAAUGCAUUCUAAUAAAGUAGAGAAUGAAAAAAAGGAGAAUAAAAAGAAAAUGAAAUUGAACAAAAAAGCCUCACAAGAUUCGAUGAAAUUACCUAAUAUAAUUGAUGCGAAAAUUGAACCACUUUUUAAAUUUCCGAGCGAAUUAUCAAGAGAAUUGUUAAUUAAGAAAAAAUUAAAUUUACCAAACAAUGAAUUAGGAAUUUCGAAAAAACAGGGAAAUAAGAUUUUAUCCAUGAAAAAUUCAUAUACGCAACAACGAUUGAAACGGGAACAUUUUCGAAGACAUUUGAUUGAAUUAAUUGUGAAAUCAGAGCAUUCCGGUGAUGAUGGUGAUGAUGACGAUGAUGAGAUAUUGAACAGUACUCGUGAUAUAGACAUUAACAGAUACUAUUAUUAUAUUCAGAAUGGAAUCAAUACCGUUCACGUUACCACAUUUGAAAAGAAUAUCGUUGACAAUAUUAUAAUAUUAGUUUCACCGAAAUUUCGUAAUCGAUUUAAUGAAUCGCUAAAUAAUUUACUGAAGGAAGUUGAAGAUGAAUUUAUUAUAUCGAUGAAAAAGUCAAUUGUUGAAUUUGCUUUUAAGGAUCCAUUCGAAAAUGAAUUUCAACAGGAAUCUUUAACACUGGAGAGAAUGGAAAUCAAGAAAUUAUUAUUUCAAAAUAGAAAAUCUUUUGAUAACAGUCAGCUAAAAAUGAAUAGAAAUUUACAUUUAAUAAAUCCAUGCAUGAGACAGACACUCGAUGAAUGGUUUCAUAAUUAUCGAAACUUUCGUCUGAUUGAUCUGGAGAAAAUAAAACAGCAUACGGAAAGUUGGAAUUUGAUGGAUUUUCAAAAUGUAGUCGUCCAUCAAAUCAAACGCUCUAGGAAAAAUCUCUUAAACACCUGGUUCAGUGGAGUGCAGAAUAUUUUUCUUGAGAAUAAUAAAAGAAAUCUCGUUCCAAGUCCAUUGCAAGAAAAGUUGUUUAAAAGAUUUUAUGAGUGUGUAGGAAAGCUCAUGGAGUUUCAGCUUUUAUCUGCUUGCAAGCAUACGCUUAAAGACUUUAUGCGAUAUAUUUGUGAGACGGAACCCUUUGUAAAUCGAAGUUUUAAAUUGAACAUAAUCGUGAAAGAAAAAGAACCUUUAUUUGAGCCAUUAACUAAGAACUUUGAAGAUGUCUUUUGCAGUAUCUUGAAUGCUAUUUGUGAAGCAGUUACAGGCUUUGACAGACUUGAAUCUCAGUUGUACCUUGAUUGGAACGGCCCUCAGGCUUUUCUUAAGCCACAAGUUUCAUGGAAAGUAGUCGAGACUUAUAAAAAGGAAAUCGCAUUUACUAUCAAUGAAAAGAAAAUCGAACCUGAAGAAUAUCUCAAUAAAAUUCGCAGAUAUGCUCAUUUCUUUAAUGACGAAGAAUUGGAAAAAGUGAACGAAUUUCUAUCAAGCAAAAUAAAUAGUCUAAAUGACUUUAAAGAAAAAAUUGACUAUUAUCAUAAUUUAUCAAAGGACAUUUCGAUAGAAAUAGAAAAAACUUCCUUUACCGAAUUCUUUGAAAUCAGUUACAACAGUUUCAUCGAAACUGUUACGAAUAAUGUGAAAUCAUUUAAAAUUGCAAUCGUUAAUCAAUUAGUAGCACAAUAUCAGUCUAUCGCAAAAAGUGUUGGAGAGGAAUAUCAAACGAUUGCUGAUCGUGCACUGAAUGCUCCUACAAAUACUGCUGGAUUAAUGGAACUUAUCGAUUAUAUGAAAAAGGUGGAGGGAUUCUUCUUAAAACAGUUGGAAAAUAAGCUUCAGAAUAUAAUCGAAGUUUUAGGGAUUUUGUCUGACUAUUGGAUUCUCAGCGAAGAUGAGAUACGAACGAAUAAUAUUGCAUUUCAAUGGUAUCAUAAAAUACCUCAAAUUUUGGAAGAUAAUCGAAUUAUCAUUGAAAAUAAAACACAAGAAUUUCAAGAUUCACUAAAAAUUAGGUAUCAAAAAUUCGAGGAGGAAUUGGAAUUGUAUGCAAAACAAGUGGAUGAUAUUCAAUAUUGGGGUGAUAUAGAUGAAAUACUUAAUUACCAAAAGAAGGCGCAGGCAUUGGAAAACAAAUUAAUUCACGCCAUGCAAAAAAUAGACAAGUUUAAUGAAGAAGAACAGGCUUUCAAAUGGGAAACAACUCAGUAUCCAUUAAGAAAGAAAAUCGCCGAUCGCUUAAUGUCUUUUAAAAAAUUGUUCGACGCUGGCUGUGAAUUUUUGAUGAAACAUGAAAAAUGGGUUAACACUCAAAUUGGCACAUUUGAUCCCGAAGAAAUCGAGAACGACGCCUCUUUGGCCUACAGAACCCUCUUUAAGCUUGAGAGAUCAUUUCAAGAAGUAGAAUCAAAGAGAUUGGCGCGUAUGCUGAGAGAGAAGAUAGAAAAUUUCAAAGAUCAUAUGCCAGUGAUAAUGACACUUGGCAAUCAGGGAAUGAAACAGCGGCAUUGGGAGGAGAUUUCGGAAAUAAUUGAAAUUCCAAUUAAAGUCGAUGCAAAUUUGACACUAGGCAGAGUUUUGGACAUGAAUCUUGAUCAGUUGGUGGAGAAAUUUGAAGGCAUUUCGGAGAGUGCAAGCAAGGAGAGUACUCUAGAGAAGAAUAUUGAUAGAAUGCAUAAAGAUUGGUCCGAUAUGCAAUUUACCGUGAAUCCUUAUAAAGAUAUUGGAACCUUUGUUGUUGCUGGUGUUGAUGACAUUCAAGUAUUGCUCGAUGAUCACAUCACUAAAGCCAUUACUAUGAAAAAUUCGCCUUAUAUUAAACCUUUCGAGACCGAAAUCAUGAUGUGGGAGAAGAAAUUACACUUGCUGCAGGAUAUUUUGGAUCAGUGGUUGGUGGUUCAAGGAAUAUGGAUGUACUUGGGACCGAUUUUCUCAUCGCCUGAUAUUCAACAGCAAAUGCCUGAAGAGGGUCGGAAAUUCAGUGCUGUUGAUAAAAGUUGGCGCGAUAUUAUGAAAACGGUGCAAGCGGAUCCUCGAGUUAUGUCUGUGGUGAAAAUAGAUAAAAUGCUUGAGAGAUUGAAAAAAAGUUUCGGUCUAUUGGAAUUAAUUCAAAAAGGACUCAACGAAUAUUUGGAAAAGAAACGACUCUUCUUCCCGAGAUUCUUCUUUCUCUCGAAUGAUGAACUUUUGGAAAUUCUCUCGGAAACUAAAGAUCCAACUCGUGUACAGCCGCAUUUGAAAAAAUGCUUCGAGGGAAUAGCGAAACUGACGUUUGACGAUGAUUUGAUAGUUCAUGCGAUGAUGUCGGCUGAAGGUGAGAUUGUUGAAUUGGUUGAUUUAAUAUCAACAGCGGCUGCUCGUGGUCAAGUUGAAAAAUGGCUGGUGGAAUUGGAAGGCGACAUGAGAAAAAGUGUCAGGCACAAAGUUCAGGAAGCAAUUGAAGCUUAUCCAAAGAAAGAGAGGACAAUUUGGGUUCUUGAGUGGCCGGGACAAACGGUUCUUUGCGUCAGUCAAUUAUACUGGACUCAGCAAAUUGAGGUGGCGAUUGCUGAUAAAAAUCCCCUGCAAGCAUUGCAAACUUAUUUCGAUCAAUGUCAAAGGGAAUUGAAUGACAUUAUUUUAAUAAUUCGUGGAAAAUUAUCGAAGCAGAAUCGCAUUACUUUAGAGGCUCUAGUUACUUUGGACGUUCACGGAAAGGAUGUUCUCGCAGAUCUUGUAAAAGAAGAGGUCACCAGCAAUAAUGAUUUUAAUUGGCUUUGUCAACUUCGUUACUAUUGGCAGCAAGAGAACAUGUUCACCUACAUGAUUAAUUCUUUCCUCCGCUAUGGCUACGAAUACCUCGGCAACACAGGAAGAUUAGUGAUAACUCCAUUAACGGAUCGUUGUUAUCGCACUCUAUUCGGCGCCCUGAGUCUUCAUCUGGGCGGAGCGCCCGAAGGUCCCGCAGGAACCGGAAAAACCGAAACCACCAAAGAUUUAGCGAAAGCAAUGGCAAAACAAUGCGUUGUCUUCAAUUGUUCCGAUGGCCUCGACUACAUUGCAUUGGGAAAAUUUUUCAAAGGUCUCGCCUCAUGCGGUGCCUGGUCAUGUUUCGAUGAAUUCAAUCGUAUCGAUCUCGAAGUUCUAUCGGUUGUUGCACAACAAAUUUUAACAAUACAACGUGGCAUUAAUUCGGCAAUGGAAAAAUUAUUAUUCGAAGGAACGGAAAUUAUUCUCGAUCCAACUUGCGCCGUUUUCAUAACAAUGAAUCCUGGCUACGCGGGUAGAUCCGAAUUACCCGAUAAUUUAAAAGCACUCUUUCGCUCUGUCGCCAUGAUGGUACCGGAUUAUGCACUCAUAUCGGAGAAUAUUCUCUAUUCGUUUGGCUUCUAUAAUGGACGAUCAUUAGCCGUUAAAAUUGUCACGUGCUAUAAAUUGUGCUCGGAACAAUUGAGCAGUCAAUGUCAUUAUGAUUAUGGAAUGCGAGCUGUCAAAUCCGUGCUGACAGCCGCUGGUAAUUUGAAACUCAAGUAUCCAAAUGAAUCCGAGGAUAUAAUAUUACUGAGGAGUAUAAACGAUGUGAAUUUACCGAAAUUUUUAAAUCAAGAUCUACCACUCUUUCAGGGUAUUGCUUCUGAUCUUUUUCCCGGUGUUUCACUGCCGGAACCGGAUUAUACCCACAUUAAUAAUUGCACAAGGGAAGCGUGCUCUGAUAAGAGGAAUAAUCUUCAGUGCACGGAUUAUUUUCUAGAGAAGGUGCAACAAAUUUAUGAGAUGAUGAUUGUUAGACAUGGUUUUAUGAUUGUUGGUUUGCCAUUCGCGGGUAAAACGUCAGCGUAUAAAAUGCUGGCCGAUUGUCUCGCGUUACUUGAGGAAAAAGAGUUGAUGAAUGAACAUAAAGUGGAAAUUACUGUAAUUAAUCCAAAAUCAAUUACAAUGGGUCAACUCUAUGGGAAUUUUGAUCCUGCUUCUCAUGAAUGGAGCGAUGGUAUUCUUGCCGUGAGUUAUCGAUCGUUUGCAAAUUCGACGAAUGAUAAUAGAAAAUGGUUGGUAUUCGAUGGACCGGUUGACGCUGUUUGGAUUGAGAACAUGAAUACAGUUUUGGAUGAUAACAAAAAACUUUGUCUUAUGUCGGGCGAAAUUAUUCAACUCUCGCCUACUACGAAUUUAAUUUUCGAACCAAUGGAUCUCGAGGUUGCAUCACCGGCGACAGUCUCUCGUUGCGGGAUGAUUUACAUGGAGCCAGUUUCUCUAGGUUGGACACCAAUUUUAGAUUCUUGGAUGAACACACUUCCGGAAUUGUUGAGCGAUCAUGUUAAAUUUCACAUUAAGGACAUGUUCUUGAGAUUUUGUCCGGCUCUGUUGAGUCUGAUCCGACGAUCCGGUGUUAAGGAGAUGCUUUACAUGCCCGAUGCUAAUUUGACCCGAUCCGUGAUGUUCUUGUUUGAUUGUUUUCUAAUUGACUUCAGAGAUGACAAAUAUAUCGAAACUCUAUCAGAUUUGGAAAUCAGAGCUCAGAUUGAGGGUUCCUUCUUCUUCUCCUGCAUCUGGGCAAUGGGAGGGACAAUUCUACCUGUCUAUCGCGAAUGGUUUAGCAUCCUCUUCAGAGCUCUAAUGGAACGUGAAUUUCCCUCGGAUGUAAAGGAACGCUUCUCACUGGAAAAUGUGGAAAAUCCAAAAAAACCCUACAUAACAAUGAUGCCAUCCCUCGGUCUCGUGUUCGACUACAAAUUCCUCAAGGAAGGCAAGGGAAAAUGGAAAUUAUGGACCGAUGAUUUACAAAAUCUUCCACCAAUACCGCCCGAUAUUCCCGUGAAUCAACUAAUUAUCCCAACAAUAGAGACCGUGAGAUAUUUUCAUCUAUUUGAAUUGCUCAUCUGCAAUAGAAUACCCCUUCUAUUUGUUGGUCCAACCGGAACUGGAAAAUCAGUCUACAUCACUAAUUUUCUUCUGAAAAAGAAUGAUCCCCUCGUUUAUAAACCAUUGUUCGUUACAUUUUCGGCGCAAACAACGGCGAAACAAACGCAGGAUAUUAUAAUGAGUAAAUUGGACAAGAGAAGGAAAGGUGUCUAUGGAGCACCGCCGGGAAAACAGUGGAUUGUAUUUGUUGACGAUGUCUCGAUGCCAUUGAAAGAGGAGUACGGUGCUCAGCCUCCUAUUGAAUUAUUAAGACAGUGGCUCGAUCAUUGGUCGUGGUACGAUUUGAAAGAUAUGAGCGUAUUGAAAUUAAUUGAUGUACAAUUGGUUUGUGCAAUGGGCUCACCAGCUGGUGGUAAGGACGUGACGCCGAGAUUCAAGAGGCAUUUUUUCACUUUGGGCAUUUCGGAGUUUGAGGACGAGGUGAUGAUUACAAUUUUUAGUAAAAUUUUCAAAUGGCAUUUGGAUUCGCAAGGAUUUUCCGAUGAUUUUGAAUCGUGUGUUUAUUAUAUUGUUCAUGGAACGUUGGAUAUUUAUAAGGAGACGGCAAAAUAUUUGCUACCAACGCCUGCGAAAUCGCAUUAUUUGUUUAAUUUGCGAGAUUUUUCCAGAGUUAUUCAAGGUGUUCUGCUUUCUCGAAGGGAAACAAUAACGACUGUGGCAUCAAUGAAACGUUUAUGGGUGCAUGAAGUGCUACGAGUUUAUGGAGAUCGUUUGGUGGACGAUAAUGACGCCAAUUGGUUGGUAAAGCAAAUUCGCAAGACUCUCUUAAAUCACAUGGCUGAAGACAUGAAUGAACUCUUCAAUGACCUCUUGGACGAUGAAAAUACAGAGAUAAAUGAAGUUCAUUUGCGCAAUUUGGUAUAUUGUGACUUCAGCGACCCGUUAAAUGAGAACAAAAUGUAUCUUGAGGUCAAAGAUCUCGAUCACCUUUCCUAUGUCGCCGAAGAAUAUUUGAACGAAUACAACUCAAUAUCAAAAACUCCAAUGAAUCUGGUUCUCUUCAGAUUUGCGGUUGAGCAUCUAUCGAAGAUAAAUCGAAUUCUAAUGCAGCCGAGGAGUCACGCAUUACUCGUGGGAGUUGGCGGAUCAGGUAGACAGUCUUUGACGCGAUUAGCUGCUCAUAUAUCAGACUACGAAUUAUUUCAAGUGGAAAUUUCCCGACAAUAUGGAAAGCAUGAGUGGCACGAGGAUUUAAAAGGUUUCUUACGUAAAACAGCGGCAAGUGAAUUGCACACUGUAUUUAUGUUCACUGACAUGCAAAUCAAAGAAGAAGGAUUUCUCGAGGAUAUCAGUAAUCUCCUCAAUUCGGGUGAAGUGCCAAAUCUCUUUGAAGCCGAUGAGAGGGCAGAAAUAUGUGAACAAAUGCGUCUAAUUGAUCGACAACGUGACAAAUCACAACAAACCGAUGGCAGUCCAAUUGCACUCUUUAAUUAUUUCAUUCAACUUGUCAAGGAACAACUUCACAUUGUCAUUGCAAUGUCGCCAAUUGGUGAGAAUUUUCGUCAACGUAUCAGAAAAUUUCCGGCUCUCGUUAAUUGCUGUACAAUUGAUUGGCUCCAAUCGUGGCCCGACGAUGCACUACUUGCAGUUGCGAAGAAAUUUCUCAUCGACAUUGAAUUGCCUAUUGAUGAAAAGAAUGCUUGCAUUGAAAUGUGUCAAAAUUUUCAUAUAAUGACACAAAAUCUUUCCAGGGAAUUCCUUCUCACUGUCAAGAGAUUUAAUUAUGUGACACCAACUUCGUAUUUGGAAUUGAUAAAUACUUUUAAAUUGCUACUGCAGAGGAAACGAAGGGACGUAAUGAUGGGGAAGAAACGUUAUGAGGCUGGACUUGAUAAAUUGGACAGUACUCAUAAGCAAGUGGGUAAAAUGCAAGAGACGUUGAUUGCAUUGCAGCCGAAAUUAAUUGAAGCCGCUAAGGAUGUGGAGAAAAUGUUGGAGAAUGUUGAGAAGGAGAAUGUUGAGGUUGUUGCGAUUGAGCAAGUUGUCAAGAAGGAUGAGGAAGCUGCUUUGGUUGUAGCCGGAGAAGCAGAGGGAAUUCGAGCUGAAUGUGAUGCUGAUUUGCAAGAAGUGAUGCCAAUUUUGAACGCGGCGAAUGCGGCCUUGAAUACUUUAACUCCGCAGGAUAUUCAAAUUGUCAAAGCCAUGAAGAAUCCUCCAGCUGGGGUCAAAUUAGUCAUGGAGGCGAUUUGUAUCCUAAAAGACGUGAAGCCCGAUCGACUGCCCGGCGAAUCAGGCAGAAUGGUGGAGGACUUUUGGAAACCGUCCUUGCGUCUUCUCGGCGAUUUGCAUUUUCUCGAUUCACUAUUAGCCUUCGACAAGGACAACAUUCCCGAGAGAAUAAUAGCAAAAAUUCGCACCUCAAUAUUGACGAAUCCAAAUUUCGAUCCGGAUAAAAUAAGAAAUGCUUCAACAGCCUGUGAGGGUUUGUGCCGUUGGGUAUUCGCAAUUUCCGAAUACGAAAAAGUCGCACGAGUUGUAGCGCCAAAAAAAAUUGCACUCGCAAAAGCCGAGGCUAUUUAUAAGGAAGCGAUGGCACAACUAGAAAUAAAGAGAGCCCAAUUAAAGGAAGUUCAAGAUCGUCUGGCAAUUUUAGAAGAUAUUCUCGCGCAACGUAAGCGAGAUUAUCAAAUGAUGACCGACGAGGUCGAUGAGUGUGAGGAGAAAUUAAAAAGAGCCGAGGAAUUAAUCGGUGGUUUAGGCGGUGAAUACAAUAGAUGGUCAGAGACAGCGAAAAAUUUGGGUAAACGCUAUUAUCAACUCACUGGGGAUAUUUUAAUUGCAUCCGGAAUUGUUGCCUAUCUCGGCGUAUUUACAAUGCAAUAUCGACAGAAACAAAUUGAAUCAUGGAUAAAAAUGUGUAAAAAUUUAAAUGUCUAUUGUACCGAUGAUUAUCAAUUGACACAAAUAUUGGGCGACCCCGUUAUGAUAAGAUCGUGGAAUAUUUUUGGUUUACCUUGUGAUUUAUUUUCCAUUGAUAAUGGAAUUAUUGUCAUGAAUUCGAGACGUUGGCCAUUGAUGAUCGAUCCACAGGGACAGGCGAAUAAGUGGAUUAAAAAUAUGGAGAAGUCGUCGAUGAUUCAUGUUAUUAGACUCACACAACAAGAUUAUAUGCGAAUUCUUGAGAAUGCUAUUCAAUUUGGUCAGCCUGUGCUUCUUGAAAAUAUUGACGAGGAACUUGAUGCAGCACUUGAGCCGUUAUUGUUGAAGCAAACCUUUAAAUCGAGUGGAACACUUUGUAUAAAACUUGGCGAUUCAAUUGUUGAAUAUAAUGAUAAAUUUAGACUUUACAUUACGACGAAAUUGCGAAAUCCACACUAUUUGCCCGAGGUUGCAGUGAAGGUGACUCUAUUGAAUUUUAUGAUAACUCCCGUUGGUUUGGAAGAUCAGCUCUUGGGAAUUGUCGUCGCCAAGGAGAGACCUGAUCUCGAGGCUGAAAAAAAUCAGUUGAUUAUUCAAGGAGCAGACAAUAAAAAGAUGCUGAAGGAGAUUGAAGAUAAAAUUCUCGAGGUCUUAUCAGCGUCUGACGAGAAUAUCCUGGAAGAUCAGACAGCAGUUUCGAUUUUAAGCUCGUCGAAAGCCCUCUCAAAUGAAAUCGAAGCUAAACAAACGGCUGCUGAAAUUACGGAGAAGUCGAUCGAUGCGGCAAGACUGCAAUAUACAUCGAUUGCUGUUUACAGUACAGUUCUUUUUUUCACUAUUGCUGUAUUGGCAAAUAUUGAUCCAAUGUAUCAAUAUUCUUUGGCGUGGUUUGUAAAUCUUUUCAAGACAACAAUUGACAAUACAACGCCUGUGGAAAAUAUUGAACAACGAUUAAAGGAUCUGACAAAAUCCUUCACGUAUUCGUUGUACGUCAAUAUAUGUCGUUCACUAUUUGAGAAGGAUAAAUUGCUAUUCUCACUUCUUCUCACUGUGAAUUUACUCAAUAAACAGGGAAAAAUGUCAAUGAUACAGUGGAUGUUCUUUUUAACUGGCGGUGUUGGUUUAGAGAAUCCCGAUAAAAAUCCCACUAAAUGGCUUCUAUCAAAAUCAUGGGACGAAUUGUGUCGACUUAAUAAUAUUCCCGGAUUCACGAAAAUUAAAGAUGCGGUGGCAGAAAAUAUUAAUGGAUGGAGAGUCGUUUUUGAUGAUAAAGAGCCUCAGACAUUGACUUUCCCGGCUCCCUUCGAUAAAAUAAGCUUAUUUGAAAAGAUACUCAUUAUCCGGUGCAUGAGACCCGACAAAGUUGUAUCUUCAGUACGAAACUUUGUUGAAGAUGAAAUGGGGAAGGAAUUUAUUGAAUCGCCACCAUUCGAUUUGGCGGCAUCGUACGCUGAUUCAUUUUGCAGUGUUCCUCUUAUUUUUGUAUUGACACCGGGCGCCGAUCCAACAGCGGUUUUGCUCAAGUUUGCCGAUGAUCAAGGUUUCGGUGCUAAUAGACUGUUCUCUCUGUCAUUGGGCCAAGGCCAAGGACCAAUUGCCGAAAGGAUUAUUGACGAGGGAAUCAAAAAUGGAACUUGGGUGGUGUUGCAAAAUUGCCAUUUGGCCAAGAGCUGGAUGGGAACACUCGAAAAGAUUUGCGAGAGUUUCACGCCGGAAACGGUUCAUCCGGAUUUCAGACUUUGGUUAACGAGCUAUCCAGCGGAACAUUUUCCCGUUAGUGUACUACAAAAUGGAGUUAAGAUAACAAAUGAACCACCGAAGGGCUUAAAAGCAAAUAUCAUCAGAUCUUUUCAACAGGAUCCAAUUUGCGAGCAGGAUUUUUUCGCAAAAUCAAAGCAGCCAGAUGAAUUUAAGAGACUAAUAUUUGCAUUGUCCUUUUUUCACGCGAUCGUUCAAGAGAGACGAAAAUUUGGAUCACUAGGCUGGAAUAAUCCUUAUGAAUUCAACGAGACAGAUUUACGAAUUAGUGUGUUGCAAUUAAAAAUUUUUCUCGAUCAAUAUGAGGAUGUGCAAUUUGUCGCUUUAAAAUAUUUGACAGGUGAAUGCAAUUAUGGUGGACGAGUAACGGAUGAAUGGGAUCGACGUACUUUAAACACGAUUCUGUCUAAAUUCUAUAACGAGAAUGUGAUUAACGUUAAUGAGCACUGCUUUGAUGAAAGCGGUAUUUAUCAUGUGCCUCAGGUAAAUGAAUAUGGACAAUUUUUGAGUUACAUCAAAUCACUGCCAAUGAUAACUGGACCCGAUGUUUUUGGAAUGAAUGAGAAUGCUGAUAUUGUUAAGGAUCAACAGGAGACGGAAUUAAUGAUGACGUCCAUUUUAUUAACUCAGGACACUGCGGUUGAAGAUGAUGGAGGUAUCAAAUCAUCGGACGAAAUUGUUUUUGGAAUUUCAGUGGAUAUUUUAUCGAAAUUACCAAUCGAUUUUGAUCUUGUUAAAGCUUUGGAGAAAUAUCCCACCUCCUAUGAGCAGAGUAUGAAUACUGUUUUGGUCCAGGAAAUGGGGAGAUUCAACAAGCUUCUCCAAACUAUAAGGGACAGUCUCAUAAAUUUGCAAAAGGGCAUAAAAGGUCUUGUGGUGAUGAAUUAUGAUCUCGAGGAAAUUUACACAUCAAUGAUCACCGGAAGAAUUCCAAUAUUAUGGAAAAAAAAUUCCUAUCCUUCCCUAAAACCAUUGGGAAGUUAUAUUCAGGACUUUAUUCGUCGAUUAAAUUUUCUCCAGGAUUGGUACAAUGAUGGACCACCAAAAACAUUUUGGAUAUCUGGAUUUUAUUUUACUCAAGCAUUUUUAACUGGUGCUCGACAAAAUUAUGCGAGAAAAUAUUCAAUUCCGAUUGAUUUGUUGAUUUACGAUUUUGUCCCAUUGAAAGAAAGGGAAUUCCCUGAAGCGCCUUCCGAUGGAAUCUAUAUCCACGGUUUGUUUCUGGAUGGUGCUCGCUUCAAUAUUAAUGAGAUGAGACUCGAUGAAGCUCAUCCAAAAGUGCUAUUCGAUACAAUGCCUUAUUUGUGGUUGAUUCCAAUGACAAAGGAUAAAGUAAAAGAGAGAUUAUUAUAUACAUGUCCAGUUUACAAAACCAGCGAAAGACGUGGAGUGCUUUCAACAACUGGACAUUCAACUAAUUUUGUUAUUGCAAUGUGGCUUCCAACGAUUCAUCCAGAGGAACAUUGGAUAAUGAGAGGCGUGGCAAUGCUCUGCCAAUUAUCACAAUAAAACAAGAAAUGAAAAUUUCUGCAAAAUUAAAGUUUAAAAAAAAGAAGAUUUUUGUAUAAGUUAGGUACGUA